AUACGCCAGGGUACCCACGUGGCUCGGACCCUGCAUACAUGACAGGGACAGUCAGCUAGAAGCUAAAAUAAAAUAACCUUAUCUAGCUAGCCACUUAAUUAAUCGACCAUGGAGGAUCUACCUGCAGAUAUCAAAGCGUUCCUUCUGAAUCAUCCAUUUCUUGAAUUUACGGAUGACAGUAGAAAGAUUAAAUGCACACUCAAUGGACAUGAUUUACCUUGCAACCUCAAAGAGCUCCAGAACUUCACGAAAGGGAAGAAAUAUCAGAAACUAAGUUCUACUGCAGAGUUCAGCUAUAGUCAAUAUGAACCUCAUGUUGUGCCCAGCUCGAAGCAACCCAAUCAUCUCUUCUGCAAGUUAACACUCAGACACAUCAAUCGCCUGCCACACCAGGUCUUACGGCAUGUCAAUGGCAAGCGGUUCCAAAAAGCAAAGAAGAAAUAUGAAGAGUGUGUACAACAGGGGGUGGAGUACAUUCCAGCGAGCCUCCGACAGAAGAAGCCCAGAGAUAGAGGUGGGGAGGGGGAGAGGGGACGCAACACCCAGAGGGGGAAUGGAGCGUGGGCUCCUGACUCCAGCAACGAGGGUGGCAGCGACUCAGAGGACAGCAUGAGUGACCUGUACCCAUCCUCUUUAUUUUCUCUGCAAAAGGAGACUGAGGAGGGUAUGGAAGAGGGAAAAGAGGUUGACUUUAAAACGGAUGACGAUGAGGAGAUGGAAGUUGAUAAACAGGCGCCACAGAAACGCAAGAAGGUUCAGGCUGGUGGUUUCCAGAAGAAAUCCAAGAAUCAUAACUGGAAAAGAAAAGGUUUAAAGACCAAUGUGAAAGUAAAAAAAGUAAAAUAAAGGUGAAUAUAAAAUGC
Molecule: messenger RNA, 863 nt
Organism: Coregonus clupeaformis (lake whitefish)
Lineage: Eukaryota; Metazoa; Chordata; Actinopteri; Salmoniformes; Salmonidae
Product: surfeit locus protein 2
Exons: 6
Coding region: 109-846 (245 amino acids)
Source: RefSeq, a predicted model, not a curated record